AUUCUUCCCCUCUCUACAACCCUCUCUCCUCAGCGCUUCUUCUUUCUUGGUUUGGUGCUUCUGAGAUGUGGGCUUGCACACGCUGUUGCUAUAGUACGUGUUGAUCCUGACUGCUGUCAUGGCGUGCCCUCUGGAGAAGGCCCUGGAUGUGAUGGUGUCCACCUUCCACAAGUACUCGGGCAAAGAGGGUGACAAGUUCAAGCUCAACAAGUCAGAACUAAAGGAGCUGCUGACCCGGGAGCUGCCCAGCUUCUUGGGGAAAAGGACAGAUGAAGCUGCUUUCCAGAAGCUGAUGAGCAACUUGGACAGCAACAGGGACAACGAGGUGGACUUCCAAGAGUACUGUGUCUUCCUGUCCUGCAUCGCCAUGAUGUGUAACGAAUUCUUUGAAGGCUUCCCAGAUAAGCAGCCCAGGAAGAAAUGAAAACUCCUCUGAUGUGGUUGGGGGGUCUGCCAGCUGGGGCCCUCCCUGUCGCCAGUGGGCACUUUUUUUUUUCCACCCUGGCUCCUUCAGACACGUGCUUGAUGCUGAGCAAGUUCAAUAAAGAUUCUUGGAAGUUUU
Homo sapiens (human) is the source of this 562-nucleotide messenger RNA. RefSeq names its product S100 calcium binding protein A4 (gene S100A4). Gene Ontology annotation, molecular function: identical protein binding; actin binding; calcium-dependent protein binding. The transcript has 4 exons. Gene Ontology annotation, cellular component: cytoplasm; nucleus; extracellular region. Lineage: Eukaryota; Metazoa; Chordata; Mammalia; Primates; Hominidae. The record is from RefSeq and is marked reviewed. Bases 119 to 424 code for a protein of 101 amino acids. Gene Ontology annotation, biological process: positive chemotaxis.